Messenger RNA from Oncorhynchus kisutch (coho salmon), 1513 nucleotides. RefSeq names its product recoverin-like. The record is from RefSeq and is a predicted model, not a curated record. Gene Ontology annotation, molecular function: calcium ion binding. The transcript is spliced from 3 exons. Bases 181 to 792 code for a protein of 203 amino acids. NCBI's taxonomy places the organism in Eukaryota, Metazoa, Chordata, Actinopteri, Salmoniformes, Salmonidae.
AAGUAGCGAUGACCAUAAUCCUGUUCAGCACAUUGUGAAGUGGUCAGGGUGAGAAGGAGAGUCAGACCAAGUCAGGAAGAAGCCAACAGGUGGUUUCCUCCAAGUCAGAUGAGAGAGGUAGUACACACAAAACAAGAACAAUAACAAUAUCAUCACUUCGCCAUAGUGUUUCUUUGCAGCAUGGGGAAUUCUAAGAGUGGGGCACUGUCCAAGGAACUUCUGGAGGACCUGAAGUCCAAUACUAAGUACAACGAGGCUGAGCUGUGUGUCUGGUACCAGUCCUUCCUCAAGGAAUGCCCCACAGGCAGGAUCACCAAGGAGCAAUUUGAGGGCAUCUAUGCCAGCUUCUUCCCUAAUGCAGACCCUACUGAGUACGCAAGGCAUGUCUUUAGGAGCUUUGAUACCAACGCAGAUGGUCAACUGGACUUUAAGGAGUACAUUGUGGCCCUGCACCUUACCUCCGGAGGUAAGACCCUGCAGAAGCUAGAGUGGGCCUUCGCCCUCUACGACGUGGAUGGAAACGGAACCAUCAGCAAAAAUGAGAUCCAAGAGAUUGUUAAGUCAAUAUUUAACAUGAUCCCCGAGGAAGACCAAAAGGACCUGCCUGAAGAUGAGAACACACCUGAUAAGAGAGCAGACAAAGUCUGGGACUUUUUUGGAAAGAAAGAAGAUGACAAGAUUGCAGAGAGGGAAUUCAUUCAAGGAGUGAUGGACAACAAGGACAUUCUACGGUUGAUUCAGUAUGAUGAGCCCCAGAAAAUCAAGGACAAACUGAAGGAGAAGAAACAAUAGCUUUCCGACAAAAUCAUUCUUUUGAAUUCUAUAAGACUGUUCAAAGCUUAACUGUUUACAAACCCAACUCUCCUGCCAGACCUGGGCUCUUUGUGCGCUAGACAACAUUGGCUUACACAUUGAAGUACCGCACAUUGUGGUGGAUGACCUGUUUGUCUAUGAGACACCUGGACUUUUCUUCCCACUCAAAUAACUGUUCCGUGCUCUAGAAUUAUGGGUAUUAUUUUCUAUUUCGUAAUGAAUGAAUGGUUUCCAGGAUUCUGUUGCCUGCUGCUGUGUUCACUUGCAUUCAUUCGUUUAAUAAAGAGAAAGCCACCAGGAAAGGACCCACUGGGCACACACUGGUUGAAUCAAUGUUGUUUCUAUGAUAUUUAAAUGAAAUUAGGUCGAACCAACAUAGACUUGACAUCUGUGCCCAGUGGGGAGCUCCUUGUGAAGGGACUUAGGCUGAAGUUAACAAUCCCUGUCUUACUAUCAAUCCUAUUAGUAUGUGAAGGUCAGUUUAGAAACAUCCUGGCAGAGGUUUGUUAUGAAGGUAAUCAUGUCUAUAGAAUGUGUCUUAUAAUGUUCUUAGCAGGACUGAAACCUCAUACAAUGUACAGUAUUCAACUGGUAGAACAAAGGAAAAGGAGUCUUUUUUUCUUGAAUAUUGUUGACAUUUUGUUGAUGCUGCCAGAGACUGCUGGAAACUAUGUAAUAAAAAACGCUGUGAAAAAUGACA